Messenger RNA from Sclerotinia trifoliorum, 3069 nucleotides. The record is from the annotation of a GenBank genome assembly. NCBI's taxonomy places the organism in Eukaryota, Fungi, Ascomycota, Leotiomycetes, Helotiales, Sclerotiniaceae.
AAUUAUUUGAUCAUCGAACAAAUUCAUCUCAGAACCCUUCAAAAAGUACUCUUGCGCCGUCAUACUUAAUCACAUCAGAUCAAUCCACUGAAAACAUCGCGGUAUACACAUCUACUUACAGUAUCUACGAUCAAACAUGGCUUCUUCACGCAUAUUCAUAAAGGGACUUCCUCCAAAUAUCACCGAGGAUGAAUUCAGAACACAUUUCAGCGCGAAGCAAGAAAUCACAGAUGCGAAAUUGAUCUCUCACCGAAGAAUUGGUUACAUUGGAUACAAAACACCAGAAGAAGCUGCAAAAGCUGUCAAAUAUUUUAACAAGUCAUUUGUACGAUUGUCGAAAAUCGGCGUGGAAAUCGCUCGACCUGUAAGUAAUUUUUUUAAAAUAUUAAAUGCCCAGGAGAUUUAUAUUAACACUAUUAAAGAUAUCGGAUUCAUCUUUACCUAUAUCGAGAAAAGUACAACGUGAACAAGAACGGGAGAAUAAUAAGAUCAGACACCUCAAGCAGGAGGCUGAUGCUAAAGCCUCAGAAAGUCUAAAUACUGGAACGAAGAGAAAGCGAAGUGACAUCGAUACGGCAGAUCCUAAAUUACAGGAGUUCUUGGAGGUCAUGCAACCCGCUUCGAAGUCUAAUUCAAAUAUGUGGAAAGCCGGAGCCAUGGAUGAUGAUAUUGAGGAACCGCCAACGAAGUUACAAGCCAUUGAAGUACCAGAAGGAGAAAGCGACAACGAAUAUCAAUCGGUACCUAGUAAACUUAAGAAAGCUCCCACAAAGCCCCUUGACCCGCAAGAACCUGCAGCGGCUCCUGCACCAAUCGCCACAGCUAUUACUUCCGAUAAUGCCAAUCCAACGGACGAGGUGAUGAUCGAUACAUCCUCCAAUAACGUUCAGGCCACAGAUGAUGAUUGGCUAAGAAGUCAUACCAGUCGGUUAUUAGAUAUAGUGGAUCCGGAAGACAUAAUUUCCAAAACACAAAACUUGGACGUUAAGAAUGUCGAAGAGGUGAAUGCAGAAGAAGCAGAACCCAAUCCACCCGUUGAAGAUAUGGUUGUCGAUGCUGAAUCAGAAGCUAUCGAAGAACAGCCAGAAAACCCACCUUCAGAGCUGGAUGCGACAAUUGAAACGAUCAGAGCCAGUGGACGAUUAUUCGUGCGAAACUUACCAUAUAGCGCAACGGAGGAUGAUCUGAGGAAGCACUUUGAACAAUAUGGAGCUCUAGAAGAAGUAAGUAAAGAAGCUUGUUUGCAUGUUUUCUUUUCCUCCCAGCUUUAUGAUGAAUAUCCAGAUAGGGACAGCUUAUGCUUUGAAGCAUGUGAUGUGAACUGGUCGAAUAUUUUAGUAGAUGCUUCGUUUUUUCUGAAAGCUAUCAUCAGUCAUCUUUAUGUCUUUUGCGAUUCGCAAUAGUGUAGCUUGCUGACGGAAAUGUCUAGAUACACUUACCGGUAGAUGCCCAAGGUACCAGUAAGGGGUUUGUGUUGGUUCAAUACACGGACCCAAAUGCUGCUGCUGAAGCAUAUCAUAAUGUAGAUGGCGAGCCUUUUCAAGGAAGGUUAUUACACAUAUUACCUGCUGCGGCUAAACGAGACAAUAAGCUAGAUGAGUUCGCGAUAGCAAAGCUUCCAUUGAAGAAACAAAGACUUCUCAAGAAGAAGGCUGAUUCUUCCUCAAACACUUUCAAUUGGAAUUCCUUGUAUAUGAAUCAAGAUGCUGUCAAUUCUUCGGUGGCUGAACGUUUAGGGGUAUCGAAAUCCGAUCUUCUUGACCCAACUUCCGCAGAUGCUGGAGUCAAGCAGGCCAUUGCUGAGACCUCCGUCAUCCAAGAAACCAAAUCAUACUUCGCAAAUAAUGGAGUCGAUCUUGAUGCGUUCAAGAAACGGGAGCGUGGAGAUACCGCUAUAUUGGUCAAAAAUUUCACCUAUGGCAUGACUCUGGAAGAGCUUCGGAAGAUGUUUGAAGAGUAUGGCCAGGUUAUCCGUGUUCUCAUGCCUCCGACUGGUACGAUUGCAAUUGUUGAGUUUGCACAACCAACACACGCAAGAGCAGCAUUUGCCAGCCUUGCAUAUCGACGUAUGAAAGAUACAGUACUUUUCUUGGAGAAGGCACCCAAGGACCUCUUCACUGGUCCUGCGCCCAGUCAACCAGUAGCAACAAUUGACAGGAAUGCGGGUAAAGCAACAGAUCCCAAAUUCUCAGCAUCUGAUCUGCUCGAAAGAGAAAGUGGCGUUGAAAAUGUGGAUACAACUACCUUAUUCGUUCGCAAUCUUAAUUUCAGUACCACAAGUCAACGUCUCACGGAAGUUUUCAAGCCCCUUGAUGGCUUUCUAUCGGCACGCGUUAAUACGAAGACGGAUCCAAAGAAGCCCGGCCAAGUCCUUAGUAUGGGUUUUGGCUUCAUAGAAUUUAGGACCAAAUCUCAAGCACAGGCGGCAAUCAAAGCAAUGGAUGGAUACACACUUGACAACCAUAAAUUGCUAGUCAAGGCUUCUCACAAAGGAGCCGAUGCUGCCGAGGAGAAAAGGAAAGAAGACAGGGCUAAGAAGUUGGCAGGCAAACGCACGAAACUCAUUGUUAAAAAUUUACCGUUCGAAGCUUCCAAAUCCGACAUUCGAAAACUUUUUGGUACGUAUGGACAGCUCCGGUCGGUGCGCAUGCCCAAGAAAUUCGACCAUUCAACACGUGGUUUUGCUUUUGCAGACUUCAUUACGGCUCGUGAAGCGGAGAAUGCACUAGAGGCUCUUAAGGAUACCCAUCUUCUUGGCCGUCGCCUGGUCAUCGACUUUGCGUCCGAAGAAACUGUUGACGCAGAAGAAGAGAUUGAAAAAAUGCAGAAGAAAGUUGGAUCACAAGUCGAUAAAGUUGCCAUACAAAAUCUUACUGGAGGAGGCCGCAAGAAAUUCAAUAUUGAAGGCAACGACGCGGAUCUGGAUUGAGGGAACUCACUAUAGGUAUUUAUCAAUAAUUUGCAUAUUCUAUUAAGAUCAAAUUCCCUGAAUUAUAUUGUUCGCAAAAAUGGCAAGUGUCCAUCUCCCUUACCGAAGCUACACAAAAAUCGACUUAAUAGUACCCCUGC